Messenger RNA from Trichobilharzia regenti, 1341 nucleotides. NCBI's taxonomy places the organism in Eukaryota, Metazoa, Platyhelminthes, Trematoda, Strigeidida, Schistosomatidae. The record is from the annotation of a GenBank genome assembly.
AUGCCUACACGUCAUAAACCAGGUGGAAAUGAUACACAGUGUCGUAAAACCGGUUGUUGUGGAUCUUGUUGUGGCGGUUGUACAACAAAAUCAUCUCAUACAAAGGCGAAUGGAAGAAGACGAAUUCGUGAAAUUUCAUCUCCUUUACGCCCUGAGCAGUUGUCAUAUGUUCUUAGUCGGAACAAACAGUUCGAUGAACACGCUAUACCAUCAGCUUGGAUUGCACCAUUCCCAUCGAAAAAUGCUACUGAUAAAUCCUUUAAAGCCGACACUUUUCACAUUGAUUCACUACAACAACGUAUCAGUCCUAGUCUGAUACCAACAGUUCCAGCUAAUGUACAGUCAUCUGCCCCGGCGUCUUUUUUAGACGAUCGACAGGCGGACAAAGAAGACAGAUCACGUCAACAAUGGCAGCAUAGACUUCAUGAUGAUGAUCAAAGUCGAACAUCGUUGGUGUGUAGUCUGUCUGCGGAGUUGGCAAGUGUUGGUAGACAUCGAUUUCGAUUGACGUAUAUCACGGAUCGUUUAUUAGUUGUUAGCUAUCCACCGAAUGCCACGAAAACUGAUCACAAUGAAGGCGCAAGAUGGUUGUGCAAAGCAUUUGAAAAACGUUAUGGUGAUAACUAUAGGAUAUUCAACUUGUCGGGUUUCACAAAAGAACUGCACUUUUCAAGUAGAACUCCUGUUAUUGAUCUUUUCUGGGGUGGAUCACUUGCACCUGCAUUAGAACAACUUGUAACAGCUAUUGAUCAGCUAGACUUUUGGUUGCACAAUCAUGAUAUCGGUGGGUCAACAACAACUGGAGAUGGAAAACGGUCAAAAGAAGCCUCAAUUGUAAAUAAUCGUGUAGCUGUAUUACACUGUACGGGGCCUAAAAGUCUAUUGGCCACCUAUUUAGCUGUAUAUAUAUGUCAAUCAAAGGCUAGAUUUGGUCCGUUGUGUGGACAAAGACCAGGUUCACCAACAGCACGUGGUCUACAAUGGAAUGAAAAUAGAUUUCGAAGAUUUAAAAAUGAACUUGUUUUAGGCCAUACAAUACUGAAGAAAUUCUAUGAAGAUAAUUUAGCCAGAGAGCUGAAUCCAUCACAGAAAAGAUAUGUCGGAUAUUUCUCUGGUUUACUAACUGGAGCCUUGAUAUUACAAGAUCGUUUAGUCUAUCUGCACGCGAUUGUUUAUCGUGAUUCCUCCCGUGGCCGGUAUUUGGGUCAACCACUUGAAGCCAUUGCAGAGAAUAAUGAAAACUCAUUAUACGCACAACCAGAAGAUAUACUGGCUCGAAUGCAACAUGCUACUGACGCCAAUCGUGGGAAUUAUUUACCAGACAAUCAAAUGGUGAUAUGA